AUGGAUCCCCAUCUGAACCCCAACCUGAUGGGGCCUGGCGUUGAGCUGGACCCAGAGGCGCUGGCUGGGGCCGUACCUGAGACAGUGCACCUGAUGGAGGGCAUGUUCUCAGAGCUCCACAGCGCAGUGUCAGAAGUGGGCAUUCCUGUGACCGCCACACAUUUUGAUCUGCAGGAGGAGAUGCUUUGGAUGGGCAAUCACAGAGGUCAUGCCACGUCUUUCUUUGGUCCUACAAUGGGGCGAUACUCGUCUUUUCAAGUGCAUGCAACAGACGAUAUCCGUCACAUUCAAAGCCUAGAGACUGGAGUGCUGUUUCUGUCCAAAAAUGACCUGAAAUGCUGCACCCGAGGAGGCAUAGUUAUGUUUGAUUAUCCGAUGGAGGAGGGGGCAGACAUGCACAGUCUCCUCAUGACAGACAACAAUUCUGUUCUUAUGGGUGGACUGCAGAACUACGUAGUUCAAGUUGAUUUAAAUUCAGUUCAAGAGACGCAAAAGUUCACUGUUGAGGUCCCUGGGGUUGCGAUAAUGAGACAAACGGGUCGGUUCUUUUUCUGUGGACACACUUCUGGAAAGGUCACGCUUCGAGAUCUGCGCAGCUUCAAGACGGAGCACGAGUUUGACGCCUUCUCUGGGAGCCUCUCCGAUUUUGACGUGCACGGGAAUCUGCUGGCCGCAUGUGGCUUUUCCAGCCGUGGCAUGAACGGUUUGGCCUGUGACCGUUUCCUCAUGGUGUUCGACCUGCGGAUGAUGCGAGCCGUGACCCCGCUGCAGGUUCACAUCGACCCCCUGUUCCUGCGCUUCAUCCCCACAUACACAUCCCGUUUGGCCAUCAUCUCGCAGACGGGCCAGUGCCAGUUCUGCGAGCCCACUGGUUUGGCUAACGUGGCUGACAUUUUCCAUGUGAACACGGUGGGGCAGCUGCUCAUGAGUUUCGAUGUGUCGUCCAGUAAACAGGCGCUGGCCUUUGGAGACUCGGGGGGCUGCGUGCACCUCUGGUCUGAUGCCCCCGAGGUCUCCUUCAACGAUUAUUCCAGAGAGACAGAGUUUGCGCUCCCGUGUAUCGUGGACAGUCUGCCUCAGCUGGACUGGAACCAUGACCUCCUACCUCUGUCUCUGAUCCCAACACCCCUCACCUCUGCUGAGCCACUGAUGUCGGACUGGCCCACCCACGCAACGCCCUGCCCAAGACGCGCUCCUCCGGUGGAUCCAGAGAUACUGCGCACGAUGAAGACUGUGGGCUUUAUUGGAUAUGCUGCUAAUCCACGUACUCGGCCUCGUAACCAGGUGCCAUAUAAGAUCAAGGACGUGGAGCAGGAAUACGACAGCUACAACCAGAUUCCAGAGUCUCCGAUCGGCCGCGAUGAGGAACCCCACCUCUACAUGGUCCCCAAGAAAUUCAGAAAGGUCACAAUCAAAUACUCCAAACUUGGACUGGAGGAUUUCGACUUCAAACACUACAACAGGACGCUCUUUGCUGGUCUGGAGCCGCACAUCCCAAAUGCCUACUGCAACUGCAUGAUUCAGGUGUUGUAUUUCCUGGAGCCAAUCCGCUGCCUGGUGCAGAACCACUUGUGUCAGAAGGAGUUCUGUUUGGCCUGUGAGCUCGGCUUCCUCUUCCACAUGUUUGACUUGUCUCGAGGAGAUCCCUGCCAGGCCAGUAACUUCCUGCGAGCGUUCCGUACAAUCCCGGAGGCUUCGGCGUUGGGGCUAAUCCUGGCGGACUCAGACGAGCAGACGGGGAAGGCCCGUCUGGGACGCCUCAUCCAGAGCUGGAACCGCUUCAUCCUCACACAGCUGCACCAGGAGACCCAGGAGCAGGAGGGACCACAGGCCUACAGGGGCACCAGCAGCGCUCUGGGCUCGUCUGGGGACUCUGCCAUCGGAAAACUGUUCGGCUGCGAGGUGGAGAACAGCAGCUUGUGUCGAUGUGGGAAAGAGACUGUGCGCUCCUCUCUCACCCUGCUGUUCACCAUGCACUACCCUGAACACAGCUCUCAAGAUAAAGUGAAGGAAUAUGAUUUUGCUGAAAUAUUGAAGAGGAGCAUUUGCCUGGAGCAGAGCACUCAGGCGUGGUGUGAAAACUGUGAGAAAUACCAACCCACGGUUCAAACUCGAAACAUCCGCUGUCUCCCUGACGUCUUGGUCAUAAACUGCGAAGUGAACAGCGCCAAAGAGGCAGAGUUUUGGAGAAUCCAGGCUGAGUAUGCGUUCAACAAAGCCAUGCAGAAACAGGCCAGCGAGCCCCCCAAACCCAAGGAGCCGCCUCCCCCCAUGCCGACAGAGUGGUGUCUGGAUGAGGCAGAGCUGUGCAGCGUGGAGGGCCUCAGCAUGGACACUCGGGCUGAAGACCUGCGACACGUGUGGAUUCCUCUGACUCUCAAAAUGUGCAUCAGUAAAACUCAGGGACUGGAGAUCAGCAGCUGGAACGAGCCUGACGAGCUGAGUGCGGAGGAGGAGGCGGAGGGAGCGUCUCUGUAUGAUCUGGUGGUGACCGUGCCUCACAUCCUGGACACUCGCACCGGAGGAAACCUGAUCGCUCACAUCAAAGUGGGAGAGACGUAUCAUCAGCGCAAAGAGGGUGUGACACAUCAGCAGUGGUACCUUUUCAACGAUUUCCUCAUCGAACCAAUAGAUAAGACUGAAGCUGUGCAGUUCGACGUGAGCUGGAAGGUUCCGGGGAUUCUUUAUUACGCCAAGAGGAACUACCACACAAAAUACGACUUACGCAUAAAGAACCCCAUCGAUGCGAGCGUGCUGCUCACAGAAGCAUCUUUGGCUCGAAAGCAGAGGAAGAGCCACGCCACCUUCAUCCCCCUGAUGGUCAGCGAGAUGCCACAGGCCGGAGAUCUGGUCGGGCUGGACGCUGAGUUUGUCACACUGAACCAGGAAGAAGCAGAGCUGCGCAGUGACGGAACCAAAUCCACCAUUAAACCCAGUCAGAUGUCUGUGGCUCGGAUCACCUGCGUCAGGGGCCAGGGCGCCAAUGAGGGCGUGCCCUUCAUCGACGACUACAUCUCCACCCAAGAGCAGGUGGUCGACUACUUGACUCAGUAUUCGGGCAUCAAACCUGGAGACCUGGACGCUAAGAUCUCCUCCAAACACCUGACCACUCUGAAGUCCACUUACCUGAAGCUGCGGUUUCUCAUCGACACUGGAGUUCGCUUUGUGGGACACGGGUUACAGAAAGACUUUCGGGUCAUCAACCUCUUUGUUUUGAAGGACCAAGUCAUAGACACUGUCCACUUGUUCCAUUUGCCCAGAAAAAGGAUGAUUUCACUUCGGUUCCUCGCCUGGUACUUCCUGGACCUGAACAUCCAGGGGGAGACUCAUGACAGCAUUGAAGACGCGCGCACAGCUCUGCAGCUCUACAGGAAAUACCUGGAGCUGAGCCGCGGCUCUGACGACGUGAGGAAAGUGCUCAAGGGGUUAUAUGAGAAAGGACGAACACUGGACUGGAAGGUGCCAGAGGCUGAGACUGCGCCAGAGGGACAAGGUGCAGCCGUGUUCCCCUCUGUGAUGGGACUGUGA
Messenger RNA from Knipowitschia caucasica, 3528 nucleotides. Lineage: Eukaryota; Metazoa; Chordata; Actinopteri; Gobiiformes; Gobiidae. The record is from the annotation of a GenBank genome assembly.